UCUCUCCGAGGUUUCGGUAUUGUAAAAACUGCCGAGGACUCCAAAUAUGCACCCGUCGGAUGAUGCCCCCUCGCCAGAUGGCAAGGAAUCUUCUUCGACGGCAGCAGCCGAUGAUGAUGAUGCUUUUGAUCUCGAUGACUUGUUACCGGUUGUGGGAGAGUUUGGUCGUUAUCAAAAGCAAUUACUUUGGCUGGUCUGUUUGCCAGCAUGUUUACCCUGUGGCUUUUGUGCCUUUAAUCAACUGUUUAUGGCAAAUACGCCAGACCAUUGGUGCAAAGUACCAGGACUUGAAGAUCUGGACCCAGCGAAACGAAGACGUCUCGCAAUUCCCACCAAUCAGGAUGACAAUGCAACAUACAGCCAGUGCACAAGGUACGAUGUGAAUUGGACAGAUCCAGCUGUUAUUGCGAUGGAUAUUUUAACUCCUAAUUCUUCAUGGCCUGUAGUUCCAUGUGAUCAUGGCUGGGAAUAUGACAUGUCAGAAGUGUUAUCUUCAAUCGUCAUUGAUUUUGACUUGGUCUGUGAUUAUGCAAUUUAUCCGACUCUUGGUUUGGUUGCUCUCAAUACUGGAGGUCCAAUUGGUGUCUACCUUUUUGGUACACUAAACGAUAGGAUAGGACGAAGACUCUCCUUUUUCUCUUGCUUGGCUACUUUGAUAGCUGGUGGAUUUUUAACAUCAAUAUCUAAUAGCUUUUGGACCUGGGCGGCUUGUCGAGUUGUUGUUGGACUUACUAUUCCAGCCAUUUAUCAAAUUCCGUUCAUAAUUUCGUUAGAAUUAGUUGGACCCAAUUAUCGAUCUUUCGUCACCGUCAUGACCUGCUCUUUCUAUACUAUGGGUUUAUGCAUGUUAUCUGGUGUAACUUAUUUGGUGCGAGACUGGAGAACAUUAGCCGUAGUCACCAGUGCACCAUUUCUUCUAUACUUCUUCUAUUGGUGGUUUCUUCCAGAAUCACCACGAUGGCUUCUUGCAAAAGGGCGCCUUAGUGAAGCUAAUGAAAUUCUGAAAACUUUAGCUAAAGUUAAUGGAAAGGAACUUCCCGAGUCGUUUACGCAAAAACUUCGACAGAGAAUGACAAUGACGAGAACAAAAAGUGAAGAAGAAAGACUUCGUAAUGGUCCUGGUGUUUUGUCUCUUUUCAAAACUCCAAAUAUGCGACUGAAGACGUGUCUCAUAACUCUAAACUGGUUUGCCAAUAAUAUGGUUUACGUGGGGCUAUCGUACUAUGGACCAGCUCUUGGAAACGAGGAGCAUCUUAGCUUUUUCUUUUCAUCUCUUGCCGAAAUUCCGAGUUAUCUUGCCUGUUGGGUUGCAAUGGAUCGCUGGGGCCGAAGAUGGCCCCUUUGUCUGUGUAUGGUAACUGCCGGAAUAUCUUGUAUAGCAACUGUACUUCUUUCAUCAGAUGCGGUUGUGGCGACCUUAGUCCUGUUUCUUUUAUCAAAAUCAGCAAUAUCAGCUUCUUUUCUCAUCAUUUAUCCAUUCGCUGGGGAACUCUAUCCAACUCAACUUCGAGGAGUGGCGAUUGGAUUUUCUGCCUACAUCAGUGGACUAGGACUUAUUAUUAUUCCCUUUAUAACUUAUCUGGGAAAAGACAAUUUAGUUUUGCCGUUAGUAAUUCUGGGAGCUGUGUCAGUAAUUGGUGGAGUUUCAGGCUUGAGAUUACCGGAAACUCUGCAUCAUAGACUCCCUCAGACUGUAGAGGAAGGAGAACUGUUCGGUAAAGAUUGGACAUGUGCCGACUGUCUUCGUUGCGUUCCACCAAAACAAGCAUCAGCAACAACUUCAUAUGAAGAUCUUUCAGCGUGUGAAACAAUGGAAUUACAUGAUCUACCAGAUUUACCGAAGCUCGAGGAACAACGUUCGUCAGCGAGUGUUAGACGAUUGGUUCGUCAGCAAAGUGUAAUGGACACUCAACGAGAUUCCGAUGGUUCAAUUAAAAUGACUUACUGGUUUUAAUAAAAGAGAAACCAGCUAUGAAAGAAACACGCUUCUUUCUCCAUUCUUUAUAAUAAUAUCACAAGUGGAAAUUAAAAAAAAAAGAAAGAAACUCACACACAAACUUGAGAUAUUUUUUGUGAGAGAAUCGAAUUUUAUUUAAUGGUGUGUGUACAAAAACAAAGAAUAGAAGAAAUUUCGGACGAUACUUAAAAGAAAUGGAUUGUCCGCUCGUCGGCGUUUCUUCAUUCUGCCGACUUCACAGCCGAGUGG
Messenger RNA from Leptopilina boulardi, 2206 nucleotides. RefSeq names its product carcinine transporter (gene CarT). The transcript is spliced from 11 exons. Gene Ontology annotation, molecular function: transmembrane transporter activity. Bases 47 to 1954 code for a protein of 635 amino acids. Gene Ontology annotation, cellular component: membrane. The record is from RefSeq and is a predicted model, not a curated record. NCBI's taxonomy places the organism in Eukaryota, Metazoa, Arthropoda, Insecta, Hymenoptera, Figitidae. Gene Ontology annotation, biological process: transmembrane transport.